This is a messenger RNA of Coregonus clupeaformis (lake whitefish), 3492 nucleotides long. Its product is annotated as frizzled-8-like. Gene Ontology annotation, cellular component: plasma membrane. The coding region runs from base 348 to 2096 and encodes 582 amino acids. Gene Ontology annotation, biological process: non-canonical Wnt signaling pathway; canonical Wnt signaling pathway. The transcript has a single exon. Lineage: Eukaryota; Metazoa; Chordata; Actinopteri; Salmoniformes; Salmonidae. The record is from RefSeq and is a predicted model, not a curated record. Gene Ontology annotation, molecular function: Wnt receptor activity; Wnt-protein binding.
CAACAGAGCCUGCAGAGCGAGCGAAUAACAAUGAUGCCAUUAACAAACAGCGGGAGAAAAACGAAUGGUAUCGGCGCGUAAAUUAUAGUCUGACAGUCAAUAGCAGACAGAGAAGAGUGGUAGAUUUUACAGAAUAACGUCAAAUCAAGAUAGAGUAAAGCGGUGUGCUUCGUGGAUUCCCUACCAUUUUACCAGCCAGACAAGACACCCAAAGGCUACUCCCCAAGAACACCGUCUGCGCCAAGGAUGAGUUUACCAGCAUCUCUGGAUUAAUCGGACUCCACAGCCUACUUGCAAGCGCAAGUUCGCUGGCACUUGGAAGCAGACUAAUUCAACAGUGAGUGAAGAUGGAGUGUAACUUGCUGGGCUUGGGGUGGUGCAUGUUUUUUGCACUCGUUCUACACAGGUCGAGCUGCGCCGCGGCGAAGGAGCUACAAUGCCAGGAGAUAUCCGUGCCCUUAUGCAAAGGAAUCGGAUACAACUACACCUACAUGCCCAACCAGUUCAACCACGACACACAGGACGAGGCAGGGCUGGAGGUGCACCAGUUUUGGCCCCUGGUGGAAAUCAAGUGUUCUCCGGACCUUAAGUUCUUUCUCUGUAGCAUGUACACUCCUAUUUGCCUGGAGGACUACAAGAAGCCCCUGCCGCCUUGUCGGAGUGUCUGUGAGAGAGCCAAGGCAGGCUGCGCGCCUCUGAUGAGACAGUACGGGUUCCCGUGGCCAGACAGAAUGAGAUGCGAUUUAUUACCAGUGCAAGGUAACCAAGAUACACUAUGCAUGGACUACAACAGAAGCGCGACGACUGUUUCUCCAGUGGUUGCAAAGCCCACAAAUCGUCCUGUUAAACCAGUAAACCCACGAAAGAAGAAUGGACAAGGCCGUUCUAACGACCCCAGUAAACACAAACCUCCGAGUUCUCCAUGCGAACCCAAAUGUCACUGCCGCGCACCCAUGGUUCCAGUCAGCAACAGUAAUCCUCUAUAUAACAGAGUUAAAACAGGACAGAUACUCAACUGUGCCAUGCCUUGCCAUAACCCUUACUUCUCCCAAGACGAAAGGACAUUUACUGCAUUCUGGAUAGGACUAUGGUCCGUGUUAUGUUUUAUCUCUACUUUUGCAACAGUGGCAACUUUUUUAAUCGACAUGGAGCGUUUCAAAUACCCGGAGAGACCCAUUAUAUUCCUCUCUGCUUGUUACAUGUUUGUCUCGGUCGGCUACAUUGUCAGACUAAUUGCUGGACAUGAACAAGUGGCUUGUAACAUGGAGCAUGACAUCGAACACAUCCACUACGAGACCACCGGCCCUGCUCUUUGUACCAUUGUAUUUCUACUCAUCUACUUCUUCGGCAUGGCCAGUUCUAUUUGGUGGGUCAUUCUGUCUCUUACCUGGUUCCUGGCUGCGGGGAUGAAGUGGGGAAAUGAGGCCAUAGCCAGUUACUCCCAGUAUUUUCAUUUAGCUGCCUGGCUGAUACCCAGCAUGAAAUCAAUAGCUGUGUUGGCGUUGAGUUCAGUGGACGGUGACCCUGUGGCAGGAAUAUGCUAUGUUGGCAAUCAGAAUUUGGAUAAUCUCCGGGGCUUUGUUUUGGCGCCUUUGGUUAUAUAUCUGUUCAUUGGGACUAUGUUCCUCCUGGCUGGGUUUGUGUCACUGUUCAGGAUCCGGAGUGUUAUAAAGCAAGGAGGGACGAAAACAGACAAGUUGGAGAGACUGAUGAUCAGGAUAGGGAUUUUUACAGUGCUUUACACGGUCCCAGCCACUAUUAUAGUAGCCUGUUACUUCUAUGAGCAGCACAACAGACAGACUUGGGAAAUCACCCACAACUGUUCCUGCUUGUCGGAGCAUGAAAUGCAGAAGCCGGACUAUGCUGUGUUCAUGCUGAAAUAUUUCAUGUGCCUUUUGGUUGGCAUCACGUCCGGCGCGUGGGUCUGGUCGGGAAAAACUCUAGAAUCCUGGAGGACUUUUUGCACCCGCUGCUGCUGGGGAAGCAAGGCCACGAGCGGGUCAAUGUACAGUGACGUUAGCACGGGAUUGACGUGGAGGUCCGGCACUGCGAGCUCUGUCUCUUGUCCCAAACAGAUGCCAUUGUCACGGGUUUGAAAAGGAAGAAUGGACCACUAAUUGUGUUGGGAUUGUUCAUCAGCGUGUUCCAAUUAGCACAUUAACUAGCACCUAAUGAUUUUUGUUCUUGCAUAAUGAGACCCGCAGCCAGUUUAGAACCAUAUAAUCAGAAGAAUUAGAGGCUUUGCCUAAUUUUAACCUACAAAAUGAGCUUUUCAAAGAUGGUUUGAAGUAGGCUAUGCCUUAAUGUCUCAUACGGGUUUCGUUGGUGCUUAAUGUAUUUAUAUAAUUAUUGAUGUACAAACAUGUAAAUUUGUAUAUACAAUUUAUACGAGAUUGACAAUAUGUAUAAUUCACUUUGAUAGAAGAUCUUUAUUUUGAGAAUAAAACUACUUUUAUUACAUUUGUACCUGUGCGUCUUGAUAGUCAUUCUGCGCCAAAGCUGCGCACCACUCAAAUAUUUAGCAAAUGUAAUUUUUGCUUUUGUGUCUUCAUGCCGUGAUAAGACAUUUUUGGAUAAGUAGGCCUACACAACAGUUGGUUGUUGGGUUCCUUUUGGGUAGCAUUGGUGGAAAAAUGUAAACGUUUACACUUUGUAACGAACAGUGGUGCUUGGUUGUUGCGUUUCUUUUUGUUAUGGUGGGUAUCACGUUUACGUAUUCUAGAUGCAACCACAAGCAGUGGGGUACGAGAAGGAUUCAUAAAAACAUUAAAAUGGCAAUAAAAGCCCUACGGGUGGUCUGUUCGACUAAUCCUCUCUUGAGGGAACCCCUCUGCGCAACAAUUAUGUUACAAACGCUGCGUUCUCUGCCCCCAAUUAAUACUGAUGACCCAGUGAAACAUGUCACACUCUGACCUGCAUAUGAAUAUGAAAUGAUGGGGAUCCUACUACUAUUCCUAUUGAGGUUUGUGUGGGGCAGAGUUCCAGAUUCUCACCCUCUUACUGUCAAGAUGUCCUAGGCCUGAUAAUUAAGAUGUCAGACAGUGAGGGAGGACUGGGCUGCGUCCCAAAUGACACCCUAUUUCCUAUAUAGUGCACUACUUUUGACCUGAGCCACAUGGGCCCUGGUGAAAAGUAGUGCACUAUAUGGGGAAUAGGGGGCCAUUUGCGACUCAGGCUAGACCCCCUAGGUAACCCUCUGUGUUCCCAGUCUGGUCUCAUAGAUUAGACGUAACAUAGUACAUCUAAAUCCGGGACACUCAAAUUAGACACAGUGUGUGGUCGAUUUUCUGUGUAUCUGACCAUGAAAGCACUUAAACAGCUGGCUUAUCUUCUUAACAAGCAUAAAGAAACUAUUGCAUUUGAAAACUGCAAAUAGGACAACUGCUUGUUGCGAACACACUUGUUUUUAGAGAGGCCCAAGCCUUCAAAAAUGAGGCCUGUGUUUACUUUAACAAAGUUAAACAGUGUGUUUACUGUUUUAGCCAAUAUCCA